AUGAGCCUGCCUUUUGACACGCCCUUCUCUAGGCGGUCGCGCACUCAUGGCAAGCAGCAUGUCGCAGUACCGAAGUUCCCUCCGAAGCCUCCGGUACAAUCUACUGAGCCAGGCUGGACGCCAGAGUUGUCCAAGCAGGGCCCUGAUGGGGCCAUGCGGGUCGUGUUCGGCCGUAGCUACGGUCUUGUGUUCCCUCCAACUGACUGGCGACCCGAUCCGAAGCAGGCGCAGGUGCCGGACUGGGAGCUCGAGAAGGAGGUUGUCUACGGCUAUAAUGGUGACGUCCGAGGGUCGCUGAGGAUAAUUGAGGAAGGCCGUGUCGCGAUGUACCCUCUGGGGUCGAUGGUGGUCAUGCACUCUCUAGAAGAUUCCUCGCAACAAUACUUUGAAGGUCACUCGGCAGACGUCCUUUGUCUGGACUACUGUCAAGAGGCUGAGCUGGCUGCUAGUGGUCAGCAGGACCCCAAGGGCAUUGAGGGCCCCUUCGUGUGUCUAUGGCGGCCCGACAAGCCUUCCGUCACGGUGGCUCAGCUGCACUAUCAUCAGAGGAGCGUCAGUGCGGUGGCUUUCAUGCAUGGUGGGAGUAUGCUGGUCAGUAUUGGUACCGAUGAUGCGAACAUGGUGGCUGUUUGGGGUCACUUCCCGCAUCGCCCGCCCGGUCGUGGAAGCGACGGGCAGCUACUGAAACCACCAAUUAUGACCAAGCCUUUGUUCACUAUGAGUAGUGGUCGGAGCCCCACUUACUCCUUGACCUCGUCCGGCGGGCCACUCCUGUUGUCAGUGGGUGAGCGGCACUAUAGAUGCUGGAAGCUGGAUCGUGACACUGGUGAGCUGACAUACAAGCGCGGCACCUUUGGUCAGUCUCCGACUAGCAAGCAGCCCCAGUGUGUCGGCUUUUCUGGCGAGGCCGCGUUCCUCUGUGGCUGUAACGGAUAUCUUUACCUCCUGCAAAACGGCGUGGCGACUCAGGCUGUGUCGUUGGGCGCCCACAAAAUCGGCUGUGCCGCUGGUCUCCCAGAUGGCAACGUAUUAGCUGCAACAUACGGUGGCGAGAUCGCGAUGGUUGGUGGUCUUGCAAACGGGAAAUUGAAGGUGAUGUGGAAGCAUCAUAUCAAGGAUCUUGUCGGGAGAGGGCAAGCUGGGGAUGUGCACAGGCUCGUUGGCCUUCCUGGUCCGACCGGAGGGGCAAGAUUCAACAGUGUAGCUGUGUGCCCAGGGCGGAGAGUUACUGCGCUACUCGGCACCGCUAGUCACAGCUUGCUGCACUUUGACGUUAGUGGAAAGUCGGUCAUUGCAGUGGUACAGGUUGCCCAUGGUGGGGAGAUGUGGGGCUUGGCCCACCACCCCACAAGCACGCUCUGUGCUACUGGGGGUACCGGUGGCGAUGUCCGCUUCUGGAAUACCUACGAAAAGAAGCCUCUAGUUGGCAAGGUCAUCUCUUGUGCUGAGGCAGUGUUCGCAUUGGCGUUCAACCUCCGGGGGGACCUUCUCGCCAUUGGUCAAGCGGCGGGCUUCUUGACCGUUCUGCAUUUCCCUAGUCUAGCACAGGUGAAUUCAGCCAGAGAGCGCAUCUGUGAUAUUCGGUUCUCGGACAACGGCAACUGGCUGGCGGCCGCCUGUUGGGACCAAACGGUGUAUCUCCUCCGUGUCCAGUAUGGGGUGACAUUGAGGGUUGACGUGAAUGACGAGGUAACAAUUCUGCUCGGCCGUUUCGCCGUUAUCGUGAGUUGCAUACGAGGGGUCAUCUCGGCAGUAAAAGGGAUAACUGUCGCCCUCCACGCCGCCUUGAAGGGGAACUCCUCGUCUCCAUUGAACGUGAUGUUCACGAGAGAUGGUACGACAGUGAUGAGUAACAGUAAGGAUACCCAGAUUCUAUUCUGGCGGACCAAGGACGGCGCGCGAAUGCCCUCUACUAGCAUGUUCCGAGAUGCUCGAUGGCAGGAGAACUGGUCGUGCGUGCUGGGCUGGCCGGUGAUAGGAGUGUGGGCCGAUCCUGAGUACGACCAGACUGACGUCAAUGCAGUGCACCAAUCGUCCGGGGACAAUACUAGUCUUCUUGCUCUGGGUGACGAUAAUGGUAAAGUGAAGCUUUUGAGGUUUCCGUCGCCCUACUUGAACGCUAGAGCGGCUGUCUAUGGUGGUCACGCAAGCCAUGUGACCAACGUGCGCUUCAGUUCGACUAACACGCUUGUGUCCAUCGGCGGUGGGGGCCAUUGUAUCAUCCAGUGGAGACUGGUCCCUAAGGGUCGGAGUAGCAGUCAGGUCGCUGGAGUGGCUAGGUGUGCCUGGCUGGACCUCGACACGAACGUCGAUGUUGAGGACCCUCUUGGGGUCGGAGAAAUCAAGAGAGCUGCGACCCCGAAGGGCACAUGUGAUGGUCGAGCCUACAACGAUGCCAUGAGGCAGCAUAGGAGCAACUCCUCGUCUAUUAGGAACAUGCUAUCUUGGGACUAG
Perkinsus marinus ATCC 50983 is the source of this 2454-nucleotide messenger RNA. RefSeq names its product wd-repeat protein, putative. The coding region runs from base 1 to 2454 and encodes 817 amino acids. The record is from RefSeq and is a predicted model, not a curated record. The transcript has 8 exons. Gene Ontology annotation, molecular function: microtubule binding. NCBI's taxonomy places the organism in Eukaryota, Perkinsozoa, Perkinsida, Perkinsidae.